Molecule: messenger RNA, 2784 nt
Organism: Diaporthe citri
Lineage: Eukaryota; Fungi; Ascomycota; Sordariomycetes; Diaporthales; Diaporthaceae
Exons: 4
Coding region: 1-2784 (927 amino acids)
Source: RefSeq, a predicted model, not a curated record
AUGGCCAGCAACGGCCUAGUCGACGGAGGGUCGCAGGAUAACGAGCAAUAUGGCUCAAAUCGGCCAGCUCGCGAGGAAGGAGGCCUGGGUAUAUCAUACCCGGCCCUGAUCCAGCGAUCUGAGUCCAGCCAACCGCUCGUUGCCAACGCAGCCCCAACUGCCGGUCCCUCCUCCCCGCCGUACGACACUGCGGCACAGUACGGACACCCCGAGUUCUGGAAUCCCCAGCUGUCCGGGCGCACACUGGGCGGCUUCUCCCCUACAAUGGGGUCACCGAAUGCAAUGCCUUCCGAGGGCGACUUGAAGGGGUCGGUCUACAACGCAUGGGACCGGGGCUCGAAGACGGCGAUAUACCGGACCCUAGAUGACGGCGGGGCGGCGACGGCGGCGGGGGGGCGAGAGCGGAGGAGCGAUUCCGACUCGAUCAGCCUGGACUCGCUGCAGAUGCAAGAUGACAGCCAACAGUAUUCCGGCGAGACCUUCAGCUCCGCCCGACAACUCGACCCGAGCGACUACGACAACUUCAAGAAACAGGCGCACGACCCGCCCCGUCCGUCGGGCGCACCAGCCGAUGUACGUGUUAGCCGCCUCAGCUGGCUGUCUGUCUGGCUUAUUAUACUUUCCGUCUACUCGACCAUCCUCAGCGGAAUGUGGCUCGGGGUGGCGAUCGCACAGCCGGGAUGGGGACACACGAUAUCAUCGGGUGGCUCAAUGGACCUGUCGACCGCCAACGUCUUGACAGCAAUCUUUGCCAAGACGAUCGAGCUGUCCUUCGUGACGGUGUUUGUGGCCUUCAUCGGCCAGGUGCUGACGAGGAGGGCCAUCGCCACCAACGCUGGUAUGACCAUGGCGGAGAUGACGAUGCGAACCUGGAUCACUCAACCUGGCUCUUUAUUGGCGAAUGGCCAGACUCUACGAUAUGCCGGGCACACUAUCCUUGGCAUCUUGACCCUGAUUGCAACCCUUGUUGCAAUGCUGUAUACCACAGCCUCCGACACAAUGAUCCGGCCUAAACUCCGAUUCAGCAGUUGGCAUGAUAGAUACCUGGAGAGCUACGUUGUGGCGUCUUACGCGAAUCCGGGAUACGCGGAAGAAUCAUGCUCGACUCCAAUUUCCACCGAUCUGGACACGAUUGCGGCCGGUGAAUCCUGCCUUGGCGUGCAGUAUUCCGGAGACUCAUAUCAAAACCUCCUUGCUUUCAUGACCACGUGGCGGGACAUCAAUUACAACGGCAGCACUGCGAGUCGCAACAUGGCCGAGCGACCCGCUGCUCAAGCCAUGCUUUAUGACAAUGUUACGAUGAUUGGCUCAUGGAUUGAGGCUCAAUUCUCGAACGCAGAAGAGAGUUUUAAAACACACGAUAGAGUCAUCAACAAUGUUUCGCUGGCAUUGCCGCAUCCAGGAGUCUACAAGGCGGCAACCAACGGUGAGAACGAGAUCCUCCAGCCCUCGGACCUCGACGGGCUCGCCUCUUACAACAUCUCUGCGAGCGUGAUAUCACCCGCAGUGAAUGUCCUCUGUGUAAACAUGAACAGGGAGGAGCUCGAACCUUUGGUCUACACAGCGUGGCCAAACGCAAAUAUCACGGAGAACAAGAGCGAACCCAAGCAAGAGACCGGCUGGGAAGAAUGGGAAGGCGACGUGCCGCAACCUUCCGAGGACGAAUGGCUCAACAGCACCGUCGUCGACGACAUCUUCCGCUGGGGCCCGCGCUACGUGCGGCGCCCGCCGGUCUUCCAGCUGUACCCCUACGACAACAACAUCAUAACCAACACCACGGUCCAGGCCCUCAACAGCAGCGUCCCCGCGGACGCGGUCUACCUGUUCGGCAAGAGCAGGCUGAUGGACGACUACACCCUCUGCGAGAUGCGCUCCUGGCCGGCCAUCCAGUGCAGCACGCAGUUCGACGUCUCUGGCGUCACGGGGAUGUCCAUGGAGGCGCAGUGCGCGCAGGAGGAGGACUUCUUCCCCGAGAACGCGCAGGACCACCCGGACCCGGACGCCUACGUCCGCCACAUGGGCGACGGCGAGAUCGGCACGAGCUGGGACUGGAAGGACAUGGUGGACGGCUGGCGGCGGGCGAUCGACCUGAACGGCGGCGUGACUAACAACAACGCCUCGAACGCGCGGAUCCUCACCGAGCUCGCCCUGGCCGAGCCCCGGCUCAACGACACGCUGCCCUCGAUGGCAGAGGCCCUGGCCGUGCUGGUCAGCAGCACGCUCGUCAUCGCGUCCGUUGAUUCCCCGUUCAUCCACUACUGGGAGUACAACUUGACGACGUGGCCCAACAUGACCGAAGCCAAUAUCCUGCCCGCCCCGGGCGCCCUGGCGUCCUUCCACGCCCGCGUGCGCACCCAGGAGUACGCCAGCUGGCACUCGUCCGACUGGCAGGGCAUCUUCUACCUCGUGCUUGCCUUCACCUUCCUGCUGAACCUUCUCUGCCUCGCCUACUUCUGCCGCGUCGGCCUCGUCAAGGACUUCCUCGAGCCGACGAACCUCUUCGCCCUGGCCACCUCCAGGCCGGGCCAGUCGCGCUCGCCGCGUCAGCAGGAGGAGGAGGCCGUGAUGGGCACCCCGCAGGUGGACAAGGAGAGGAAGAGGAAGACGGGCCUGGCCGUGCCGUACCGGCUGGCGUUCAAGGAGGAUGCUAAUCACUAUUAUUUCGAGGAGGCCGAAGAUGAGAAGGGAGCUGCCGGCGCGAGGGCUACGGCGCUCGAUGGCGAGGAUGACGCUGCCGGGAAGCGGAAGAGCUAUUACCGCCUUAGUAGUAGGAUAGGACUAUAA